CCCGACUGAGCUACCCAGGCACCCCUGAAAUUGGUUCUUAUGGGUUACUAUAACUGUUGAGCAUGUUCAGUUUUUCUUACCUUUAAAUAUAAAUAAGAGUUGUUAAAACAGUUGUAGUAAAGCUGCUGCUGCUCCCACCCUACCUGUUUUUUUUAAACUAAGGAGCUCUUCAGAGCAGUCUUCUCUUACAGGUUUGGAAGUAAAUGAUAGUGCCACCUGAAUCGUCUGUAAUCCUGAUCAAUCUCAAAACAUACCGAUUCAUCCAUAUUUGUUUUUCAUAGAUUUCACUUUUGAGUAGACCUUUAUACCUGAAUAUUUCCACUCUUUUUUCCUCCCUACCAUAAUAAUCAUUUUACAGUAUUACUCUUACUUUAUUUUAGAAAUUACUGUAUUCUCAUGUGACAUGAUCUGGCAUGUCAGUAUAGUGAUGUGAAAAAGUAAGAUACCUUCCAUUUUCUCCUACGUAGGCAGGUCGUGGUUAUUUUGGGGGUAUAAUUGUGUAAUCAUAUUUUUGGGAUAUAAGGAUGUAAAACAAUUUGUGUAAACAAAGUCUGUUUUAAUGUGUUUUUUAACACAAAUAUUUUUACAUCGAUUGCAAAUCAGACUUUGUACUUCCAUCAUGAUCAGUAUUCUUUUUUGACAUUCUUCUGGAUAAGUUUAAUAAUUUUCUUCAUUGCUAGAUUUGCAUGUAACAAUAUGGAACAGAGUGGCAGCUCCAACAGGGAGAAAUCUUAUACAGAAGCAUAUUUUGAGGAAAGGUGGUAUUUGAAGGAAGAGGGAAAUAAGUUCCUAUUAUUGCAUAACAUUUAUGUGCAUGGAAUUUAAGACUUGAGUUCACACUUCAAUUAAAAGUACAUUUCCUGUGUGUGUGUGUGUGAGAGAGAGAGAGAGAGAGAGUUUUCUCAUUUUAUUAUGUAAUGAAAAUGAGGGGAAAGUGAUUAUCUCAUUAGGGGGUAUAGGCGAGAUUGGUUAAUAUUCUUAAAUUAUAAAGUUUUUUACUCUUCAGUAGAUUUGUCAAAAUAUAGUGAUCAUUGUUGAAGACUUUGAUUUUUCACAAUGAUGACAGUGUUAAAGCAUUUAAUCUAAAACUUAGAAUUUAAAAAUAGUUUUUAGACCAGUAUUUUCUAGCUGAUCUAUCAUUAUAACCGACAUUAUUUGCUUCUGUCUCAUUUAAUGCCCUCCCAUAUCAGAAUCACACUUGGGGCUUUCCUAGGGCAUAUAUAAUCUUUGACUUCUAACUUAAGUCCUGUCAAAGAGGCAAGUUAUUUUGCUAAGGUUUGUUUCUAAUAAUGUUAUUCUCUUUUAAUUUCACUAAAUUAUUGUAUCUUCAUGUACUCUCCUCUGAGGUAUAAUCUUCCUACCAUCUCCACAAAUAAUUCCUCAUUUUUCAGUACCAGUUUUUACCAAUGGCUGUGGAACUCACUCUCUUUGCUUGUCUUCAUGUCAGAUUUGGACUGAGCAACAAAUUUGAAUCAGAAUUCCCUUCUUCGUUAACUGGAAAAGUAGCUCCUGAAGAAUUUAAAGCCAGCAUCAACAGAGUUAACAGUUGUCUUAAGAAGAACCUUCCUGUUAAUGUACGUUGGCUACUUUGUGGCUGCCUUUGUUGCUGCUGCACAUUAGGUUGCAGUAUGUGGCCAGUUAUUUGCCUCAGUAAAAGAACACGAAGAUCGAUUGAGAAGUUAUUAGAAUGGGAAAACAAUAGGUUAUACCACAAGCUGUGCUUGCACUGGAGACUGAGCAAAAGGAAAUGUGAAACGAAUAACAUGAUGGAAUAUGUCAUCCUCAUAGAAUUUUUACCAAAGACACCGAUUUUUCGACCAGAUUAGCAUUCACUUUAUUUAUAGAGACUUUCCAAGUAUGUUGUCUUUCCAAUGGUGCCUUGCUUGGUGCUCUCCUGGUGGUGACAUAACAUUGGUUCUACAGAAUCGUGUGGUGUUUUUUUUUUUUUUUUCUUCUGUUUUUGUUUUUUUAAAUAACCGCAUGUUCUAAGUGUGCAUUUUUGUCAAACUUUGCAACAGUUAUUUCAUACAGAUGUUUAAUACUUAAGUUAUUGUGCUCUUUUCUGUUAUGUAUUCUGAUUUUCAAGGAUUACUUUUUUGUAUUAUCGAAAAAAAUACAUUUGAACUUAGCAUAAAAAGUGGCCAGCCUUUUUUAUUUUAUCACCAAGGUACACACACAGUCCUCUAUUUAUUAAUUCCAUAAUAUAGAAGAACACUUUUGUAAGCCUCUACUUAUCUAUUCCAAGCACACUCUUUGUAUUAUUUUUCUUCCUUUUAAAAUUUAAAAUAGUUAUUAUUUUAAAAUAGUAAGUUUUCUUUAAUAGCUUUUUGGAAUCUAACAUAUCCUUUUCCAUACAAUUCCUAAUGCUCUGUUUACAGCAGAAAUAUCUGUUACGUUAUGAAGACCUAUCAACAAAUUUUGAAAGUGUUUCUGUCUUCAGAGGUAGUAAGGCAGUAUUAAAUUAUUUUUAAUAGAAUAGACAAAUAAUGAAUGGUAUGCAUGCACCUAAUGGUUACUAGAGCUCAGGAUCACAAAAUAUAGUAGCAUUACAAUCUGUGUAUAUUUUUGAUCAAGAUGAUAAUAAUGGCCUUACUUGCGUUAUUUUUUAUUGUUUAUCAAAUCUUCUAUAGAAAAGUAUGGAAAUACUCCUUUUAAAAAUUUCUAAGGAAAAUACUUCUCCCAAUCUAACAUAAUUGUAGAAUGGAUAUAUGUUUCUGAAAAGUUUUUGGAAGAAAGCAAAAGUUCUAGAAUUAAAAGUAAGCUGGUGUUUAAAUACCCCAUUGAUACUUAGAACAGAUUACUAUUGCUAAGAAACGGAGGACAUAUUUAGUACUGUUUUUAUCCACUAGUUUGCUUUCAGUCCAGUUAUGUAUACUUUUUUGACUGAGAAUGCGACACGUAAGUUUGAAUCAGAUUAACAUAUUUCUUCUAAAUAUAUACAAAUAUACAUAUCCCCCCCCCCUUUUGGUUGUACAUAUCUCCAUGCAUUUUAAAACUUUCUAAAUUUCUGAAUGGCCUAUGUGUAAAUUUUUGUUUUUAUAAACCUGAAAUUAUACAAGUUUUAAUGUGUGUCAAGAACUUGUUCCAUUCAACUGUGGUAUCUAGCAAUAAUGUGAAUAACUUUUGAAAUUAUAUAAACUAUGCUUACUAAUUUGUAUUAAGAAUUGGUACCACUAUACAGUAUCUUUUCUCCUUGUAUUAAAUCUUUUAAAUACCAGUUUCUUUAAUUUAUAUACCUGUAUUUUUUAAAAGUAUUUCUCUGUACUUCUCCAGAGUACUGUAAUUGUAUAUAAAUUUGAAUAGUUGGAGUCUAGAAUCUUAUAUCCUAUAUCCUAUAUUGGACAUUAGGAACUAUCUUAAAAACUAGGGUGUUGUUUUUGUUUUUUGUCUGAGAAUGAUUUGUUUCCAUUGCCCCCCAAAACACUUUUCCUACGAAGAGUUCAGAGUACAAAGAUUCAAACA
Lynx canadensis (Canada lynx) is the source of this 3462-nucleotide messenger RNA. RefSeq names its product cysteine rich hydrophobic domain 2 (gene CHIC2). The record is from RefSeq and is a predicted model, not a curated record. Bases 1407 to 1826 code for a protein of 139 amino acids. The transcript is spliced from 6 exons. NCBI's taxonomy places the organism in Eukaryota, Metazoa, Chordata, Mammalia, Carnivora, Felidae.